Pistacia vera is the source of this 1434-nucleotide messenger RNA. RefSeq lists its product as uncharacterized. The transcript has 2 exons. The record is from RefSeq and is a predicted model, not a curated record. Bases 239 to 1261 code for a protein of 340 amino acids. NCBI's taxonomy places the organism in Eukaryota, Viridiplantae, Streptophyta, Magnoliopsida, Sapindales, Anacardiaceae.
UCUUAUGGGCCUAAAGGCAACAUGUCAACUUGCCAAUUUCGAAUCAGAACUACAAGCUCCAAAGCAUUGACCAAGAUUAACUAUCUGGCAAAAGAAUUUAAGUAACCAACAAAUUUCCAGAUUCUUUAAGAAUAAAUAAUCCCACUUGUUGACUUUUAUAAAAUGAGCAAUUAAGAAAGUUAGUACUUGUGCAGUUGAGUUUUAACAUCUAAUUGGUUGGUCUUUGAUAUCUUCAAGCAUGAAGGUCUCAAGCAGCAAUAGUUUCUUGAUCAUUCUUUUAAUUGCAGUUUCCGUUGCGGUAGGAAUCAAUGCAGCACCACAGAGUUUGACCUGUAGCACGAGAAAAAGCCCGUGCUUUCUUAAGAAGAUUACUUGCCCAUACGAAUGCCCAACGACAACACCAAGUGAUCCUAAGGCGAAAGUUUGCUAUAUCAAUUGUAAUUCUCCCAUAUGCAAGGCUGAGUGCAGAAAUCGUAAACCAAACUGCAAUAGCCCUGGAGCAGCCUGCUUGGACCCCCGCUUCAUUGGUGGAGACGGAAUUGUGUUCUAUUUCCAUGGAAAGAGAGAUGAGCAUUUCAGCUUAGUAUCCGAUUUUAACCUUCAAAUCAAUGCUCGUUUCACUGGCCUCAGGCCAGCAGGCAGAAGUAGGGACUAUACUUGGAUUCAAGCCCUUGGUUUCCUCUUUGAUUCCCACACCUUCUCUCUCGAGGCUACUCAAGCAGCCACAUGGAAUGAUGACGUUGACCAUCUGAUAUUCACUUACAAUGGAAAAGAAUUUGUCAUACUUGAAGGCCAUCUCUCUUCUUGGGAAUCUCAAGAAGGCAACCUGAGAGUUGAGAGAACUUCAAACAAGAACAGCGUCUUGAUCACUCUCCCGGAAGUUGCUGAAAUUUCAGUUAAUGUGGUACCUGUGACAAAGGAAGAUGAUAGAAUUCAUAACUACCAGAUACCUUCUGAUAAUUGUUUUGCUCACUUGGAGAUACAAUUCAGAUUCAGUGGCCUAUCCUCAAAAGUUGAAGGAGUACUUGGCAGGACUUACCGGCCAGAUUUCCAGAAUCCUGCAAAGCCAGGAGUGGCAAUGCCGGUUGCGGGAGGUGAAGACAAGUACAGAACUUCAUCACUUCUCUCUUCAAAUUGUAAUUCUUGCCUCUUCAACCCAGCUGGAGCUUUUGACCAAAAGAAUGCAUUGCUGAUGGAUUACAGCACACUGGAUUGUACUGGUAGUGCCACCAGUGGAAAUGGAAUAGUUUGCAGGAAAUGAGAAUGAGAACUGUAAAAUGCUUACAGAACAAUUCAAUCUACUGUUCCUAAAAAAUAUUUGAAGAUUGGCCAAUAGAAACGAAAUGGACUUUGCUCUGUUAUGAAUAAUAGUAUUUUGUUGUUCAACUUUCGUUAACUUUUAUAUCUGUAAUUGAAAUUUUCAUUGCUUAAACG